UAGUAAUAUAUAAAAAAACACUCAUAGCUCCCAAAAAAAGAACUGUCUUUUAUUCUCAUCUCUUUCACAAACCCCCCAACCUCCAACAAGAAGACCUCUCUUUCAUAAAACCCUCACACGUGUGACUGAUUCAUCACCAUGAGCUCAUCCCCGGCCGUGAAAGGCCUAACCGAUGAAGAGCAGAAAACCCUCGAACCGGUUAUCAAAACGUACCACCAGUUCGAACCAGACCCAACCACGUGCACUUCUCUCAUAACCCAACGCAUCCACGCUCCGGCCUCCGUGGUUUGGCCUCUUAUCCGCCGCUUCGACAACCCCGAACGCUACAAACACUUUGUAAAAAGGUGCCGUCUCAUCUCCGGUGAUGGUGACGUCGGAAGCGUCAGAGAAGUGACCGUAAUCUCCGGCCUCCCAGCCUCAACCAGUACCGAGCGGCUUGAGUUCGUCGAUGACGACCACCGUGUUCUAAGCUUCAGGGUCGUCGGCGGAGAGCACCGACUCAAGAACUACAAAUCAGUGACGUCGGUCAAUGAGUUCUUGAAUCAAGAUUCCGGCAAGGUUUACACGGUGGUUCUUGAAUCUUACACCGUUGAUAUUCCCGAGGGAAACACAGAGGAAGACACUAAAAUGUUUGUGGACACUGUCGUCAAACUCAACCUUCAGAAACUCGGAGUUGCCGCCACAUCUGCACCUAUGCAUGAUGAUGAAUAAUUUCAAGUUUAUUUCUUAUAUUUUCUCUCGGUAAGUUUUUUCCUUUCUUCUGAUGAUUAUUGAUUAUUUACUUAAUUUGUGAGAUUUACUAUUGGAAGCAAAUGUUUAAUUCGAUUCCGUUAACGAAACUAUUGUUGCAUAACGCAUAUUAGUUCUCUGUUUAUUUUUUUCCAAUAAACGGCAAAUCACGAAUUCUGUCAUUUGAUUUUGCUUUUUCACCAUCUAUUUUUGAAUAAAUUUGGACUAUUUUUGAAUAAACUUUGGACUAUUUUUGAUGAUGUCAAAAAUUGGUAUUACACUCUUAAUUAAUAUUGGUUAUAGUUGGUCUAUAGUAUUUGCGCUACAAAGAGUCAAGAAAUCUUGCCGGUUAUCAAAAAGCAAAAAGGAACUUAGAAAUCACUUCUUGUCGCAAUGUUGAAUUAGAUUUUUAUUUACCUUACCAAAAUCAUUCUUCUUCUUCUUCUUAUUAGGUUAACGUUUUUUAGGGCACCUUUGAAAAAAGUUUAUACAUAUAUAUUCCGAUGGUUUGUGUCUCCACAAAACUUGUCCAAUACAUUUUUUUUCAUUAAUUAUA
Molecule: messenger RNA, 1285 nt
Organism: Arabidopsis thaliana (thale cress)
Lineage: Eukaryota; Viridiplantae; Streptophyta; Magnoliopsida; Brassicales; Brassicaceae
Gene: PYL2
Product: PYR1-like 2
Exons: 1
Coding region: 139-711 (190 amino acids)
Biological process (GO): abscisic acid-activated signaling pathway
Cellular component (GO): protein phosphatase inhibitor complex; nucleus; plasma membrane
Molecular function (GO): signaling receptor activity; protein phosphatase inhibitor activity; protein homodimerization activity
Source: RefSeq, marked reviewed